This is a messenger RNA of Gambusia affinis (western mosquitofish), 2729 nucleotides long. Its product is annotated as C-X-C chemokine receptor type 2-like. The transcript has 3 exons. Gene Ontology annotation, cellular component: membrane. Bases 69 to 1259 code for a protein of 396 amino acids. Gene Ontology annotation, biological process: immune response; G protein-coupled receptor signaling pathway; neutrophil chemotaxis. The record is from RefSeq and is a predicted model, not a curated record. Gene Ontology annotation, molecular function: C-X-C chemokine receptor activity. Lineage: Eukaryota; Metazoa; Chordata; Actinopteri; Cyprinodontiformes; Poeciliidae.
UGAACAUUUUCUACUCAUUGCCACAGAGGCAGACACUUCCCAGUCAGGACUGUUGAGCAAAUCAAAAUAUGAAGAACAGGAAGGCGAGUCUGAUGGGAGGAGAGUCGACAGAUACAAGCUUUGUCUCCUGUCCAGUUGUGACAUAUUUGGUGACCUUCUGCAGCCAAGACACCAUGAUUACUGAUCCAAACGCGUCGUCAUUUUUUGACGACUUCAGCUCUAUCUAUGAAGAACUGAACUUCACCUACAACUACACAGAGUUCAACCUGAACCCGGCCACCGAACCCUGCGACAACUUCCGGUUCCCGGACGUCAUGAUGCUGAUCGCCUGCUUGUUUUACGUCUUCGUCUUCCUGUUGGCCAUUCCGGGGAAUCUGGUGGUGGGGUUGGUGAUCGGGCUGAGCAAGCAGGCGCUGAUGCCCUCCGACCUCUACCUGCUCCACCUGGCGGUCGCAGACCUCCUGCUGGCCUUCACCCUGCCCUUCUGGGCCACCUCCGUCACCUCCGGCUGGGUGUUUGGGGAUUUUAUGUGUAAAAUCGUCACAGUCCUGCAGGAGCUGAGCUUCUACUCCAGCAUCCUGUUCCUGACCUGCAUCAGCAUGGACCGGUACAUGGUCAUAGUGCGGGCGAUGGAGGCCCGCCGCGCAAACCGCCAGGUGUGCAGUUGGGUUAUCUGCGUCGUGGUUUGGGUUGUCGGUGGGUUGCUGUCCCUACCGGGGUUCUUCAGCUCCGCAUUCCCUUCCCAAAACACAACCCACAUGGUGUGUGCAGUGCAGUACAACCCCAGCAGCGCCGACGAGUGGCGGCUGGCCACCAGAGUCCUCCGCCACACCUUGGGGUUCGUCAUCCCGCUGGCCGUCAUGCUGCCCUGCUACGGGGUGACCAUCCAGCGGCUUCUCCACAUUCGCGGUGGCUUCCAGCGGCAGCGCGCCAUGAGGGUCAUCAUAUGUGUGGUGGCCGCCUUCCUGCUCUGCUGGACGCCGUACCACCUGGCGGUGAUGGCGGACACCUUCUUCCGGCUGAAGAUCGUGGAGUACGGGUGCCGGGAGAGGACGGCGGUGGACCAGGCCAUGUUUGCCACGCAGAGCCUGGGGCUGCUGCACAGCUGCGUCAACCCGGUGCUGUACGCGUUUGUUGGGGAGAAGUUCAGGAAGAAGCUGCUGCAGAAAAUGAGGAAGAUGGGCCUGUUGGAGCGGGCGUCGAUCUCCAGAGCCAGCAGGUCUUCCAUAUCAUCGGAAAUCACAUCAACAGUCAUGUGAAAAUGUUACUGAAAGCUGCAGGAUGAAACUUUUCCCAAAGUGUUUUUUACAUAUUUGUAGAAACCGUCACCAUGUUGUGACAGUUUAGGAGAAAUAUAAUCUGUGAAAAAGUCAAGCUCCUCCUCGUCCUCCCUCAGCUACUGCUGACCAAAAACAGCCAAUCAGAGUCAGGAGGCGGUCUGUCAAUCAACCUUGUGUAUGGGCUGUUAUCAGUCUUCUCCAUCUCCUCCCUGAGCUACUAUUGCCAUCUGAAAACAACGCACUGCUAUCAGUCCAAAAAAAAGCAAUCAAAGCCAAGAGAAGAGUCUUAGCGCUGACAAUCAAGCUUGUGUAUGGUUUGAUCAACGUGUUAAUGGAGGAGAAACAAGUUACAGUUACAUAAAACGGUUUAUCUGCAAUUAUCAGUGGCUGUGCUAACUACAGUUAGAAGUGGGAGGACGUUUCCAUUCUUUCACAAAUUAUUUGUCUCAUAAACUGUCAUGACAUCACGAUAACUUUAACAAAUAUAUAAAAAACAUAUUUUUUUUAUAAAAGUUACCAAGUGAAGCUUUAACUUCAAAUAUUUGCUGGACUUUCUGCACAUUUUUUUUUUACUUCUAGUUGCCUUUAAAACUUCUUUGCCUUUUAUAAAUAAGUUUCCUAUGUGUUGAUGUACAUUUCAUUGUAUUUAUGCUACCAGAAGAAAGGCUUUCUUAACUUAAGCUGGGAACAUUUUUGCAGAAGUGGGUAAAAGUACCAAAAAUUAAACUGCAAUAACAUCAGCAGUACUUCAACAUUUCUUUACUCAAGUAAAAGUAAAAGUAACAGUCCACAAAAUUACUCAAACUAAAGUAAAAAUGUAUUUGGUAAAAUUAUGACUGAGUAACAGAUCAAAAAAUCUGAUUUAGUAUUUUUUUUAAAUCAUAUCAUUACACAAAAAUAUAAAUUUAGGUGAAAAUACUUUUAUUUUAAGGACACAUGAAAACAUUGAUGUGAAUAAAUGAGAAAAUUAAAGAAUAACAAGAAAAGCUCUAAGUUCAUCAGUUACUCAAAUACGACUAACUGAUGUAAUUAAAUAUUGUUUUUUUUAAAACGCAGGCCUGUUGGGCUAAGUUUUGGUACACUGAUUUCUACUCAGCUAUGCAUUUGUGUUGCCUGUUAUAUUAUAUCUUAUAUCUUAGUGAAAGGUGGGAAAACCAGAUCUGACAACAUUUAGGAUAAGUUGUGAAAAUAUUUCAUAACUAGCUCACAGCAUCACAAUGUCCAGACAGACAAAAUGCUAAAAAAAAAAAAUAAAGAAAAAACACCAACAGAUGCACAAGAAGCUGUGAAAUAUAUGUUGGUCUUUUAUGAAUCUGAUUUUGUGUAAAUAUAAAACUAUUUUUAUCUGCUGUUGUUAUUACUAAAUAGUUUCAAAUGAAGCUAGCUUGUUGUAUUGUACAUAUUAAAUAUCUAAUUUCUGUAUGGCCAAGAAACUUCAUUAAAGUUGAA